AUGGAUUCAAAAGCCUAUCAAACGAGUGGUUCGGAAAACUAUCAGAAAGUGGUCGCCGAAGAAGUGGACAAACGCGAGGAUACCAUCAAAAAGUUGACGAAAUUAUAUACAGAGAUAUUACAGACCAUCGGUGAGGAUCCCGAACGCCAGGGUCUUAUGAAGACACCGAUGCGAGCGGCCAAAGCUCUGUAUUACUUCUCGCACGGGUAUGGCGUGAAACUGCCCGACCUCUUGAACGGUGCCGUCUUUAAUGAAGAUCACGACGAAAUGGUUAUCGUCAAAGACAUUGAGAUGUUCUCCCUUUGCGAACACCAUUUGGUGCCCAUCUAUGGACACGUCUCUAUCGGCUAUUUACCUAAUAAGCAAGUGCUGGGACUGAGUAAAUUGGCCAGGGUGGUUGAAAUGUACGCCAGACGACUACAGGAUUUGGUUUCAGGUCCUUUCCUACUGAUUUGUCUAGCGUCUCCGAUAGUGACACCGGUAGUUGGGCUGGCCACAUCCCCAACAGUAGCUUCGACAUAUGUUAUGCGAGGGGUGCAGAAAAUCAACAGCAAGACCAUCACCAGUAGUAUGAUCGGCGUGUUUCGCGAGGACUCCAAAACCAGAGAGGAAUUCCUUUCAUUGAUUAGACACUAA
Molecule: messenger RNA, 636 nt
Organism: Oppiella nova
Lineage: Eukaryota; Metazoa; Arthropoda; Arachnida; Sarcoptiformes; Oppiidae
Source: the annotation of a GenBank genome assembly